Messenger RNA from Melopsittacus undulatus (budgerigar), 4178 nucleotides. It is a transcript of the gene ARHGAP45, whose product is annotated as Rho GTPase activating protein 45. Gene Ontology annotation, cellular component: membrane. Gene Ontology annotation, molecular function: GTPase activator activity. The record is from RefSeq and is a predicted model, not a curated record. Bases 376 to 4137 code for a protein of 1253 amino acids. Gene Ontology annotation, biological process: activation of GTPase activity; signal transduction. The transcript is spliced from 23 exons. NCBI's taxonomy places the organism in Eukaryota, Metazoa, Chordata, Aves, Psittaciformes, Psittaculidae.
CAGCAAGGCUCCGGUGCGUGUCCACCCGCUCAGUGCGGGUGCAGCCCAGCCCAGAUGCAAGCAGGGACCCGUCUGCUCCAGGUGAUGAAAUGCAACCCCCUGCAAGGCUGGGCAAGGAGAACCCAGCCACAUCCCCAUGGCCGUGCAGAGCCACCACCGGCUGCCCUGCGGUGACCAGGGCUCAACCUCAGCUCGCCUGGGGCUGGGCACAGACCAACACCACAACUUCUGCCUGUGCCAUUGGCCAGGGCAGCAGCAGUGCCUUGGAGCCCAGCCGCAGGAGAGGGGUGGCUGCAUCCCCCAGCCCCACAGGACCCCUGUGCCCCCAUUGUGGCAGCACAGGCCCUGCCAGGGGCACGGUGCAGGCAGGGAUGGAUGAUGGCACCAUGCACCAUGGGCUGCCCAUCACCAGCACCCAGCUCCGAGGGGAGGCUCCAUCGGCCUGACAGGGGGUGCCGGGGGGUCAGGGGGUUCAUUGCACCCUGCAGCACCCGGAGGCACUGGUUCCCCUUUCCCCUUCGGGCCCCGAGAUGGGAACCCUGCGGGAGAGCAGCUCAGUGCAAGGCUCCGGGUGCCCGCUGGGGAUCCCAGGCUCGCAGGAGCCGGUGUGGGCCAGGGGCUGCUCCAGCCCCAUCCCCAGUGAGGUCCGCGGGUUGGAGCAUCCCACGGGAGAAGGUCGCGGAGCUGCGGGCAGCAAGAAGCGGACAAGCUCCGAAAGGCGCCGGGAGCCCCAGAUCCGGGUUUGCAGAGGGCGACAGCGGCCGCUGCACGGACCUGGGUUGGGCUGUGAAGCCGAUGAGGAAAUCAGGCGGCGUCACACGCGCCCUCCUGACAGUUGGCCCCGGCGAAUGUGGCCGGGACGGUGAGGAACGGGAGCCGGGCAGGGCAGCGGGGCCGGGGCAGCGGCUCGGCCGCCCCACAGCCAUGUUCUCCCGGAAGAAACGGGAGCUGAUGAAAACCCCCUCCAUCUCCAAGAAGAGCCGAGCGGGAAGCCCCGUCCCGCAGAGCCUGCCGGACCUCUCCCGUAAGGAUUGCUUGGAAGCACCCGGCUCCAGCCUGGGGGAGCUGCCCCCGGCCAGCUCCAAGCUCAGCACCAGCCCCAGCGCCAUGGGCACCCUCAAGCGCCCUACCAGCCUCAGCCGCCAUGCCAGCGCCGCCGGCUUCCCCCUCACCCCGGCCGGCCCCAGGGCCGUGCCCAAGGGCCACAGGACCCCCACAUCCUCCUGCAGCCCCAUGGACGGAGGGGACGGCCCCUUCAUCGACACGGAGGACAUCUCCCAGCUCCUGGCGCAUGUGGCCCGCUUCGCUGAUGCCCUGGAGAAGCUGCGGGACGUGGUGCUGCGGGACGACCCCAAAGAGCCCCAGCGGCCGCUGGCCCACGAGUGCCUGGGUGAAACCCUGCGUGUCCUGCGCCAGGUCAUCAGCAAGUACCCGCUGCUCAACACCCUCGAGACCCUGACGGCUGCCGGGACCCUCAUCUCCAGAGUCAAGGGCUUCCAUUAUGAAUCCAACAAUGAGGCGGACAAGCGGGAGUUCGAGAAGGCCGUGGAGACCAUCGCAGUGUCCUUCAGCAGCACCGUGUCAGAGUUCCUCAUGGGGGAGGUGGACAGCAGCACCAUCCUCUCCAUCCAGAACCAGACUAUGGAGAACCUCUACGGGGGGAUGCCUGUGCCUGGAGGAGAUGGCCUUCCUUCGGGCUGUCCCCCUGCCGAGGAAGUGGAUGUGCUCCUGCAGCGCUGCGAGGGGGGGGUGGACGCUGCCCUCCAGUACGCCAAGAACAUCUCCAAGUACAUGAAGGACCUCAUGGGAUACCUGGAGAAAAGGACCACGCUGGAGAUGGAGUUUGCCAAAGGGUUUCAGAAGAUGGCCAAUAGCUGCAAGCAAACCUUCAGCCAGGAGGCCAACAUGCCCUUCCUGUCCAUCUACCUGCUGACACUGGAGCAGGACACGGAGCACGCAGCAUCGGUUCUGCAGGCUGCCAGCACCCUGCAGCAGCAAACCUUCCUCCAGCCGCUCUCAAUGAGACGCCUGGAACACGAGAAGAGGAGGAAGGAGAUCAAGGAGCAGUGGCACCGGGCGCAGAGGAAGCUGCAAGAGGCAGAGGCGAACCUGCGCAAGGCCAAGCAGACCUACAUGCAGCGCAGUGAGGAGCACGACAAGGCCAAGUACAUGGCGGUGAAGGCAGAAGAGGACCAGCAGAGCACCGCCAGCAGCAUCACCACCAAAACCCUGGACAAGAAGAGGCGGCUGGAAGAGGAAGCCAAGAAUAAGGCGGAAGAGGCGAUGGCCACGUAUCGGACCUGUGUUGCGGAUGCGAACACGCAGAAGCAGGAGCUGGAGGACACCAAAGUGAACUCCUUGCGCCAGAUCCAUGAAAUGAUCAAGCAGAGUGACCAGGUCAUCAAGCUGGCCACGAUCUCCUUCUACCAGAGCAUGCACAUGCAGACGGCUCCGCUGCCUGUCAACUUCCAGACACUGUGCGAGAGCAGCAAGCUCUAUGACCCGGGCCAGCAGUACGCCGCGCACGUCCGGCAGCUCCAGCGUGGUGACGAGCCCGACACCCAGUACGACUUCGAGCCCUACGUCUCCCACAACGCCUGGUCCCCCUUCACUCGGACACGGAAAGGCAGCUUCAACACUGAGUUCCCAUCGGGAGCCAGCACUGAUGGAGCCGGGAUGCCUAAGGACGGGACUGUCUCAGAAGGAGGAGUGGGAGCCAAGGAGCAGCACGGUGGGAGCACGGCUGCUGAGAGCAGAGGUGGGAGGGGACACCAGGUCCAUAAAUCCUGGCCAACCUCCAUGACCGAAGCUGACAGCAGCCUGGAUUCAAGCACAGGGGAGUUCAGCCGCAAGCUCCAGCGCUUGUCUUCCAAUGGCACCGCAUCCUCCAGCGAGGAGCUGGAGGAGAAGGAUGAGAACACGGCCUCCUUUGAGCAGGGCAUCAAUGGGAUCACCCCGGAGAUGACGGCUCCAACGGGGCCUUUCCGAAACAUUGGCUUAUCCAAGGCUGCCCAGACCCAUCGGCUGCGGAAGCUCCGUACCCCAUCCAAGUGUCGGGAGUGCAACAGCUACGUUUACUUCCAGGGAGCAGAAUGUGAGGAGUGCAACCUGGCCUGCCACAAGAAGUGCCUGGAAUCCUUGGCCAUCCAGUGCGGGCACAAGAAGCUCCAAGGGAAGCUGCAGCUUUUUGGGCAGGACUUCACAAAGGCUUCUCAGAGCAGCGCCGACGGCAUCCCCUUCAUCAUCAAGAAGUGCAUCGCCGAGAUUGAGAAGCGGGCGCUGAAAACCAAGGGCAUCUACAGAGUGAACGGCGUCAAGACCCGCGUGGAGAAGCUCUGCCAAGCCUUUGAGAAUGGGAAGGAGCUGGUGGAGCUGUCCCAGGCCUCCCCCCAUGAUAUCAGCAACGUCCUGAAGCUCUACCUGAGGCAGCUCCCGGAGCCCCUUAUGCCCUUCCGCAUGUACAACGAGCUGAUGGGCCUGGCCAAAGAGAGCUUGCAGGGCGGCGAGGCCAAGGGCAGGAGCGGCAAAGGGGGCCCUGAGCUGGAGGACAAGGGAGCCGACACCGACAGAGUGGUGCUGAACCUGGUGCUGAAGCUGAAGGAGCUGCUGCAGGAGCUGCCCCGGGAGAACAUGGCCACGCUGCAGUACCUGCUGCAGCACCUGAGGAGGAUCGUGGAAGUGGAGCAGGACAACAAGAUGACCUCAAGCAACCUGGGCAUCGUCUUCGGGCCAACGCUGAUGCGCCCCAGGCCCACAGAUGCCACCAUUUCCUUGUCCUCGCUGGUGGAUUACCCGCACCAGUCUCGCAUCAUCGAGGCACUCAUCAUCUUCUACCCUACCAUCUUUGAGAACAAGGAGCCGGCGGCGCUGGGCGACUGCAGCCAACAUGCUCCGGAUGGCACAGGGGAGGCAGGGACCUGCUCUGAGCUGGGCCCCCCGUGUCCCGCAGAGCCCGGGGACCGCUCCAUCGACUCGGACUCGGAGCUGGAGGACAGCGGGGACGCGCCGGGGAGCGCGCCCGGCGCCGCCCGACCCCGCCUCAGCCAGCAGGGGAGCGAGACCAGCACCGAGGAUGCUGCGGGCUGCGAGGAGGGGAGCGAGGGCCCCGCGGCCGAGGAGCGCAGCGGUGCCCAGUAACGGAGCGCUGCCCCCCCCCUGCCGCAUCCAGGCGCUGUGCG